GAGAGGAGCGCGGCGGAGCCGGAGCCGAAGCCGAAGCCGUGCCCAGCUCUGCUCAGACAAGCGUCGCCGGACCACACCACACAGAGCUCGUCGCCAACUCGAACUCGGCGCUGAUAACCCAAGCGCCUCUGCCGGCGCGGAUAUUCGAAUCGAAGGAAGAUGACGGUGGGCGCCGGGAUCGCCGUCCAGGACGGCAGCCUCCUGGCGCUGGGGGCCAAGGUCCUGCGGGAGGUGCGCCCCAACGUGCUCGUCACGCCCGCCGCCGGCGGAGGCCUCACCAACGGCGCGUUCCUCGGCGUCCGCUCCGCACCCGCCGGCAGCCGCAGCGUCUUCCCCGUCGGCAAGCUCCGUGACCAGCGAUUCAUGUGCACGUUCCGGUUCAAGAUGUGGUGGAUGACGCAGAGGAUGGGCUCAUCAGGCCGCGACAUCCCCUUCGAGACGCAGUUCCUGAUCGUCGAAGGCACCGAUGGACUGCAGUCCACCGGCGAUGGCACCGGCGAGCAGCCUGUCGUGUACACCAUCUUCCUCCCCAUAUUGGAGGGCUCAUUCCGUGCUGUUCUUCAGGGGAACGCUGACGAUGAGCUGGAGAUUUGCUUAGAGAGCGGCGAUCCAGAUGUGGAAUCCUUCGAAGGCUCCCAUCUGGUCUUCGUUGGCGCCGGAUCGGAUCCGUUCGAGGUCAUCACAAAUUCAGUAAAAGUCGUUGAGAGGCACUUGCAGACGUUUUCUCACAGGGAAAAGAAAAAGAUGCCAGACAUGCUCAACUGGUUUGGUUGGUGCACAUGGGAUGCAUUCUACACCAAUGUCACUGCUCAAGGAGUGAAGAAAGGAUUGCAGAGCUUUGAGAAAGGUGGGGUUUCUCCUAGAUUUGUCAUAAUUGACGAUGGAUGGCAGUCGGUCGCUAUGGAUCCUGUGGGAAUCGCUUGCUUAUCUGAUAACUCAGCCAACUUUGCAAACAGGUUGACUCACAUUAAGGAGAACCACAAGUUUCAGAAAAAUGGCAGGGAGGGUCACAGGGAAGAUGAUCCAGCAAAGGGCCUAGCACACAUCGUCAAUGAAAUCAAAGGGAAACAUGAGCUGAAGUAUGGCACCAUGACAUUGGAUAAGUUGUUCUUAUAUAUUCGUUUAUUACAAAUUUUGAAAGUCGUCUCUCUGACAUGUGUCAAACAACUCAGGUACGUGUAUGUAUGGCAUGCCAUUACCGGUUACUGGGGUGGAGUCAGGCCAGGUGUAGCUGGAAUGGAGCACUACGAAUCAAAGAUGCAGCAGCCUGUGUCAUCACCAGGGGUUCAGAAAAACGAGCCCUGUGAUGCUUUGGACAGCAUAACGACCAAUGGAAUGGGCCUUGUGAACCCUGAGAAAGUAUUCAGUUUCUACAAUGAACUCCACUCGUAUCUUGCAUCUGCUGGGAUCGACGGGGUCAAGGUAGACGUGCAGAACAUCCUUGAGACGCUAGGUGCUGGCCAUGGUGGAAGGGUACUGCUAGCUAGAAAGUACCAGCAGGCUCUAGAAGCUUCCGUCGCUAGGAACUUCCCUGACAAUGGCAUCAUAUCAUGCAUGAGCCACAACACUGACAACUUAUACAGUUCAAAACGGAGCGCGGUGAUUAGAGCCUCUGAUGAUUUCUGGCCGAGAGACCCUGCUUCCCAUACCAUACACAUUGCAUCUGUCGCCUAUAACACCGUCUUUCUUGGUGAAUUCAUGCAGCCAGAUUGGGACAUGUUCCAUAGUGUUCAUCCGAUGGCUGAAUACCAUGCUGCAGCUCGAGCGGUUGGUGGUUGUGCCAUAUAUGUGAGUGACAAGCCUGGAAACCAUGACUUCAAUCUGCUUAAGAAGCUUGUGCUUCCUGAUGGAUCGAUCCUGCGUGCAAAACUCCCUGGGAGACCAACUAGAGAUUGCCUCUUCUCAGAUCCCGCAAGGGACGGCAAAAGCAUUCUCAAGAUAUGGAACCUGAACGAACACUCCGGUGUCAUUGGCGCCUUCAACUGCCAAGGCGCCGGCUGGUGCCAGGUAGGGAAGAAGAACCUCAUCCACGACGAGCAGCCCGGAACAGUGACAGGCGUCAUCCGGGCACAGGAUGUGGGCUACCUUGCAAAGGUUGCUGAUCAGAGCUGGAACGGUGACGUGAUCGUGUAUUCCCACGUAGGAGGGGAGGUGGUGUACCUGCCGAAGAACGCCUCGCUGCCUGUGACGCUGAGAUCACGCGAGUACGAGGUGUUCACCGUGGUCCCUCUGAAGCACCUGCCAAACGGCGUCUCCUUCGCGCCGAUCGGCCUGGUCGGCAUGUUCAACUCCGGUGGCGCGGUGAGGGAGGUGAGGUUCAGUGAGGAUGCCGACGUCGAGCUCAAAGUGCGGGGCUCGGGCACGGUCGGCGCUUAUUCCUCGACGAGGCCGAGGAGUGUCACCAUCGAUUCGAAGGCGGUUGGUUUUUGCUACGAUGACGCCUGUGGCCAGCUCACCUUUGAGCUUGGCCUCUCCGAACAAGAACUAUACUUUUGGACAGUUUCAGUGGGCUACUGAUAACUUAGAACAAGUCUGGUAUACGUACUUCGAUUUAUUCAGGGUCAUACUUCGAUUUAUUCAGGGUGUUGUACCUUGUACUGUUAGCUAGCUAUUCUGUAUACAGAGAAGGUAGCUAAAUGCCUGAACCCGCUUGGGAAUUGGGAGAUGUAUUUCAGGUUGAAUCGUAGUGUGCCAAGAAUUCAAGAGACUGUGCAAGUGUAGUACAUUUACAAAGAUGAAAAAUGGAACUAUGAAAUAGAAAAGAAUUUCAAGUAUUAUAUUUUUUU
This is a messenger RNA of Sorghum bicolor (sorghum), 2786 nucleotides long. RefSeq names its product probable galactinol--sucrose galactosyltransferase 1. The transcript has 12 exons. Bases 160 to 2517 code for a protein of 785 amino acids. NCBI's taxonomy places the organism in Eukaryota, Viridiplantae, Streptophyta, Magnoliopsida, Poales, Poaceae. The record is from RefSeq and is a predicted model, not a curated record.